Molecule: messenger RNA, 9996 nt
Organism: Suncus etruscus (white-toothed pygmy shrew)
Lineage: Eukaryota; Metazoa; Chordata; Mammalia; Eulipotyphla; Soricidae
Gene: MGAM
Product: maltase-glucoamylase
Biological process (GO): carbohydrate metabolic process
Molecular function (GO): alpha-1,4-glucosidase activity; carbohydrate binding
Source: RefSeq, a predicted model, not a curated record
AUGGCAAGAAAUAAGUUGAAAAAACUGAAUAACUUUGAGCUUAUGCUCAUUUUUCUUGUAUUUCUAUUGUUUGUCAUCACAAUUCCUCUAAUUGUGCUUUCAGUCAGAGAAACUUCUCAAUCAAUAGGUACAGUCCCAGAUGUUACUGAGUGUGCAGCGAUAAAUAAAGAGGAUAGAAUAAGCUGCAUCCUUGACCAGACACCCACAGAGGCUGUCUGUAUUCAGCGUGGUUGCUGCUGGAACCCAGAAGGACACAUAAAAGUUCCUUGGUGCUACUAUUCUAAGAAUCAUGGCUAUCAGAUGGAAGGCCCUGUGAGAAAAACCGAUACAGGUUUCACUGCACACUUGCGGAGUUUAUCUACUCCAUCCAUGUUUGGAAACAGUGUGAGCAACAUUCUCCUCACAGCAGAAUAUCAGACAGCACGCCGCUUCCACUUCAAGCUAACAGAUGCAGACAAGAAAAGAUUUGAAGUACCUCAUGAACAUGUGAAACCCUUCAAAGAAAAUGCUGCCUCUAACUUGCUCUAUGAUGUGACGGUCUCCCAGCAGCCCUUUGGCAUCCAAGUGAUCAGAAAGAACAAUCAACAUGUUCUUGUGAAUUCAAGCAUUGGGCCACUCUUCUUUGCUGAUCAGUUCUUACAGUUCUCUAUGCGACUGCCAAGUGCCAAUUUGUAUGGUCUGGGAGAACAUGUGCACCGACAGUACCGACAUGAUAUGAAUUGGAAGACCUGGACUCUCUUUGCCAGAGACACAACUCCCAAUGGGGAUGAAACUAACCUGUAUGGUGUACAGACAUUCUUCUUGUGCCUAGAAGAUGCAAGUGGAUUGUCCUUUGGAGUGUUUCUGAUGAACAGCAAUGCCAUGGAUGUUACCCUCCAGCCUGCGCCAGCCAUCACUUACAGAACCAUUGGAGGAAUUUUUGACUUCUAUGUGUUCCUGGGGGACACUCCAGAGCAAGUUGUUCAAGAGUAUCUAGAGUUCAUUGGACGGCCAGCCCUUCCUCCUUACUGGUCUCUUGGAUUUCAUCUCAGCCGUUAUGAUUAUGAAACCCUAGAUAACAUGACAGAAGUUGUGAACAGAAAUCGGGCAGCCCAGAUUCCUUAUGAUGUGCAACAUGCUGAUAUUGAUUAUAUGGACCAAAGGAAGGACUUUACUUAUAAUCCAGUACAAUAUAAAGACUUUCCUAAUUUUGCUAAGAAGUUACACAGUAACGGACAAAAGUUGAUCAUUAUUGUGGAUCCAGCCAUCUCUAACAACUCUUCUCAAAGUAAUCCCUAUGGUCCAUAUGACAGAGGCUCAGAGAUGAAGAUAUGGGUGGAAGCUUCUGAUGGAUCUCCACUUAUUGGGGAGGUCUGGCCUGGAAAAACUGUGUUUCCUGAUUAUACUAAUCCUCAGUGUGCUGUUUGGUGGACAAAUGAAUUUGUGCGUUUCCAUAAAGAAGUGGAGUUUGAUGGAAUCUGGAUCGAUAUGAAUGAAGUUGCCAGCUUUGUGGAUGGUUCAGUUACAGGAUGUUCCAAAAGCAAUCUAAAUUACCCCCCAUUUACACCCAGAGUCCUGGAUGGCUUCUUGUUCAGCAAAACUCUCUGUAUGGAUGCAGUGCAACACUGGGGCAAGCAGUAUGAUGUCCACAACCUUUAUGGCUACUCCAUGGCAAUCGCCACAGUAGAAGCUGCCAAGCAUGUAUUCCCUAAUAAGAGGGGCUUUGUGCUAACCCGCUCGACCUUUGCGGGAUCUGGUAAAUUUGCAGGCCACUGGUUAGGAGACAAUGCAGCUACCUGGGAUGACCUCCGGUGGUCCAUAGCUGGCAUGCUUGAAUUCAACCUUUUUGGUAUCCCAAUGGUAGGAGCUGACAUAUGUGGCUUUGCAAUGGAUACCACUGAAGAACUUUGUAGGCGCUGGAUGCAGCUGGGAGCCUUUUAUCCAUUUUCCAGGAAUCACAAUGGCCAAGGUUUCAAGGACCAGGAUCCUGCCUAUUUUGGACCUACCUCUCUGCUGGUGAAUUCCUCCAGGCAUUACCUGAACAUUCGCUAUACCCUACUGCCCUACCUCUACACUCUCUUCUAUCAUGCACAUACCCGGGGAGACACAGUGGCGAGGCCCCUUGUACAUGAAUUCUAUAAUGACAACAAUACUUGGGAUAUACACCAGCAGUUCUUAUGGGGUCCUGGUCUCCUCAUCACACCUGUGCUACAAGAGGGUGCAGAGUCUGUGGAGGCAUAUAUACCUGAUGCUAUCUGGUAUGAUUAUGAGAGUGGAGCCCAAUUGAACUGGAGGAAAGAAAAAAUAAAUUUGGUGCUUCCUGGAGACAAAAUAGGACUUCACCUCCGAGGAGGCAACAUCUUCCCCAUCCAACAGCCAGCUACAACCACAGUGGCCAGUCGGCGGAACCCCCUUGGUCUUAUCAUUGCCCUGGAUGAGAAGAAAGAAGCUAAAGGCGAACUGUUCUGGGAUGAUGGGGAAUCGAGAGAUACUGUGGCCAGUAAACAAUAUAUCUUUUAUGAGUUUUCUGUCACCCAAAAUCGCUUGGAGAUGAAGGUUUUGUCAUCAACCUACAAAGACCCCAAUAACUUAGCAUUUAAAGAUAUUAAAAUUCUUGGGAUACCACAGAUUAACAACAUCACAGUGAAACACAAUGGUGCUCCAAUUCAAAUGUCUCAUCAAGUCACUUAUGAUCAUAAACUACAGAUGGCCAGCAUCACUAACCUUGUCCUUAACCUGGGAGAAGCAUACACCUUGGAGUGGGAAUAUUCAAAGAGGGAUGAAGAUAAAAUAGAUUGUUAUCCUGAUCAGGAUGGUGUUACUGAAGAGAAAUGCAUUGCCCGUGGUUGUACCUGGGAGGAAUCCAAGACUGAGAGAGUCCCUUAUUGCUUUUUUUCUGACAAUCUGUACACUGUCCAUGAUAUUCAGUAUGAGCCACAUGGUGCUACAGCUCUUCUUUCCUUAAGGUCUCGGGCUCAGGCCAGUGCUUUCCCCUCCACACCUGUGAGUAGCCUCCGUCUGAGUGUCAUCUACCAUAAGAAUGACAUGCUGCAGUUCAAGAUUUAUGAUCCCAACAAUAAACGCUAUGAAGUCCCAGUCCCUCUCAAUUUGCCAAAUGCUCCAUCCAGCACACCUGAUGGUAGACUUUAUGUAGUUCGCAUAGAAGAAAAUCCAUUUGGGAUUCUAAUUAUUCGGAAAAAUACAGGGACUGUCAUAUGGGACUCCCAUGUCCUUGGCUUCACUUUCAAUGACAUGUUCAUUCGAAUUUCCACUCGCCUUCCCUCCACCUAUCUCUAUGGUUUUGGGGAAAAUGAGCACACAGCUUUCCGGAGAGAUUUGAACUGGCGCACUUGGGGGAUGUUUUCUCGAGAUGAACCCCCUGGGUAUCUAAAGAAUUCUUAUGGUGUCCAACCCUACUACAUGGCCCUGGAGGAGGAUGGUAAUGCCCACGGGGUGCUCCUGCUAAACAGCAAUGCCAUGGAUGUAACAUUCCAGCCCAUGCCUGCUGUAACAUAUCGCACCAUAGGGGGAAUUCUGGACUUUUAUGUAAUCUUGGGACCCACUCCAGAACUUGUCACUCAGCAGUACACUGAGCUGAUUGGUCGACCAGUGAUGGUUCCUUACUGGUCUCUGGGGUUUCAGCUGUGUCGCUAUGGAUACAAGAAUGAUACUGAGAUUGCCACAUUGUAUGCUGAUAUGGUGGCCGCCAAGAUCCCCUAUGAUGUGCAAUACUCUGAUAUUGACUACAUGGAGCGACAAUUGGACUUCACCCUGAGCUCCAAUUUUAGUGGAUUUCCAGAUUUGAUCAACCGCAUAAAGAACGAAGGGAUGCGAAUCAUCCUCAUUCUGGAUCCAGCCAUUUCUGGUAAUGAGACUCAAUAUUAUCCUGCAUUUAAUAGGGGGGAAGAAGAUGAUGUCUUCAUCAAAGAUCCAAGUGAUGGAAGCAUCGUUUGGGGAAAGGUCUGGCCUGAUUUGCCUGGUGUUGUUAUAAACAGUUCUCUAGAUUGGGACACUCAAGUGAAGCUAUAUAGAGCUCAUGCAGCUUUCCCAGAUUUUUUCCGAAAUUCAACCAUAAACUGGUGGAAGAGGGAGUUAAAAGAACUACAUGAAAAUCCGCGGGACCCCAAAAAAAGCCUGAAGUAUGAUGGCAUAUGGAUUGACAUGAAUGAACCCUCGAGCUUUGUGAAUGGGGCAGUUGAAGGCUGCAAAACCUCCACUCUGAACAAGCCUCCCUAUAUGCCACAUCUGGAGAGCAGGGACAGGGGUCUGAGCAGCAAGACCUUGUGUAUGGAGAGUGAGCAGAUCCUGGCAGAUGGCACCAAAGUGCGACACUACGAUGUGCACAACCUGUAUGGAUGGUCCCAGACCAGACCUACGUAUGAAGCUGUGCAGGAAGUGACUGGAGAACGAGGAAUUGUAGUCACCCGCUCCACAUAUCCUUCUUCUGGUCGCUGGGGAGGACACUGGCUGGGAGACAACACAUCUGGAUGGGACCAACUGAAGAAAUCUAUCAUUGGUAUGAUGGAGUUUAGCCUCUUUGGCAUAUCCUAUACAGGUGCAGAUAUUUGUGGGUUCUUUCAAGAUGCUCAAUAUGAGAUGUGUGCUCGCUGGAUGCAACUGGGUGCCUUUUACCCCUUCUCAAGAAACCACAAUACCAUCGGGACCAGGAGACAAGAUCCUGUAUCUUGGGAUACAAAAUUUGAGAACCUCUCCAGAAGUGUCCUGAAUACUAGAUACACCCUGUUGCCAUAUCUCUAUACCCUGAUGCACCAGGCCAAUACAAAGGGCAGCACUGUUGUGCGGCCUCUACUCCAUGAGUUUGUGUCAGAUCGGACAACCUGGGAUAUAGACAGUCAGUUCCUGCUGGGCCCUGCCUUCCUGGUCAGCCCUGUCCUAGAACCUGAUGCCACAAGUGUCACAGCAUACUUCCCUGAUGCCCGGUGGUAUGAUUAUUACACGGGUAUAGACAUUAAAGCAAGGGGAGAAAAGAAGACUUUGUCAGCCCCUCUUGAGUAUAUUAAUCUUCAUGUCCGUGGGGGUUACAUCCUACCUUGGCAAGUGCCUGCACAGAACACCUUCUUCAGUCGGAAAAAUUCCUUGGGACUCAUUAUUGCCUUGGAUAAGAGAGAAGCAAAGGGGGAGAUGUACUGGGAUGAUGGUGUAUCUAAAGAUGCUGUAACCAAAAAGCUUUAUAUUCUGUAUGAGUUUUCUGUCACUUCUAACCAUUUAAAAGCAAAUACUAUACAUAAUAAUUAUACAAGUAGUUCCAACCUCAUGUUUACAGACAUCAAAAUCUUGGGAAUGGACAAGAAACCUGAUAAUUUUACCAUCUUGUAUAACAACAAAUCCACCUCCAUCUCAACUUUUAUCUACAAUGCUUCAGCAAAGGUGGUGGAUAUUCAGAAUAUCACAGGACUGGAUCUGGGAACAAAUUUUUCCAUUGAGUGGAAGUUUACAGUUAAUGACCUGGAGAAGUUUAACUGCUUCCCUGAAGACCCCAAUGUCCUCCCAGGACAGUUGCAAAGAAUCGGGGGUGCCUUUGGGAGGAGACAAAUGUCCCUGGCAUGCCUAUAUGCUACUAUAACAAACUUCCUCCUCCCCCUUAGAAGGGACAUCUGUGAGACAAAAGUCCCUGGAGUGCCCAUAUGCUACUAUGACACCAUCCCUAAUUAUGCAGCCAGUAACAUUCAGUAUCUGUCUACGGGCAUCACAAUGCAACUUACUUACCUUCCCCCUGAAUCAAUACCAAGACUAUCACCAUCCCCACCAUCAUCACAGGGUGUGCCGCCUCCACCUGCAGCUGCAGUAUCUGGUCCUCUCUCUGCAGAGGUCAGCGUCCUCAAUGUGAAGAUCUAUGAUGCCAACCGUAAAAGGUAUGAGGUUCCAGUGACACUGAAUACCCCUCCUUCCCCAGUGGGCUCUCCUGAAAACUGUCUAUAUGAUGUUCAGAUUCAGAACAAUCCAUUUGGAAUUCAGAUUCGGCGAAAAAGCUCCAACACUGUGAUUUGGGACUCUCAGCUACCUGGCUUCACCUUCAAUGAUAUGUUCCUUUCCAUUUCCACUCGCCUCCCCUCUCAGUACAUCUAUGGUUUUGGGGAAACCGAUCACACAUCUUUCAGAAGAAACAUGACCUGGAGCACAUGGGGAAUGUUUGCUCUUGAUGAACCGCCAGAGUACAGGACAAAUUCCUAUGGCACACACCCCUACUAUAUGGCUCUGGAAGAGGAUGGCAGUGCUCACGGAGUGCUCCUGCUUAACAGCAAUGCCAUGGAUGUUACAUUACAGCCUACUCCUGCCCUGACAUUCAGAACCACAGGAGGAAUUUUGGACUUUUUUAUGGUUUUGGGGCCAACUCCUGAGCUUGUAACUCAGCAAUAUACUGAGUUGAUUGGUCAUCCAGCAAUGGUACCAUACUGGGCCCUGGGAUUCCAGCUGGGUCGCCAUGGUUACCAGAGUGAUUUGGAAAUCUUCAAUUUAUACAAUGAAAUGAUCAAAUCCCAGAUUCCCUAUGAUGUCCAACAUAUAGACAUCGAUUACAUGAACCGGAAGUUGGACUUUACCCUCAGUCCCAACUUUCAAAACCUUAGCCUUGUGAUUGAGCAAAUGAAGAAAGAUGGUAUGAGAUUUGUUCUCAUUCUGAACCCUGCCAUAUCUGGCAAUGAGACCGAGUAUCUCACUUUCACCAGAGGAAAGGAAAACAAUGUAUUUAUCAAAUGGUCUGACAACAGUGAUAUUAUCUGGGGAAAGGCUUUGCCAGAACUGCCCAAUGUAAAAGUGAACGAGUCCCUAGACCAUGAAACUCAGGUUAAGCUGUACAAAGCCCAUGUUGCUUUUCCGGACUUCUUGCGUAAUAGCACAGUUGCAUGGUGGAAGAAAGAAAUACGUGAACUCUACACAAAUCCUCGAGAACCAAAGAAGAGCUUGAAGUUUGAUGGGUUAUGGAUUGAUAUGAAUGAGCCAUCGAACUUUGUGAAUGGUUCUGUCAGCGGUUGCAAGAAUGAAACUCUUAACAAGCCACCCUAUAUGCCAUAUGUAGCAUUCAGGAACAGAGGUCUAAGCAGCAAAACCCUAUGCAUGGAGAGUCAGCAAAUGCUGCCAGAUGGCUCCUUGGUUUCACACUAUGACGUGCACAGCCUGUAUGGUUGGUCUCAGACCAGGCCAACAUACGAAGCUGUGCAGGAGGUGACAGGACAGCGAGGGGUUGUCAUCACUGGCUCCACAUUUCCUUCUUCUGGCCGCUGGGGAGGACACUUGUUGGGUAACAACAUAUCCAAAUGGGACCAACUGAAAAAAUCUAUCAUUGGCAUGAUGCAGUUCAGCCUCUUUGGAAUACCUUAUACAGGAGCAAAUAUUUGUGGAUUCUUAGGAGAUGCUGAAUAUGAGAUGUGUAUUCGCUGGAUGCAACUAGGAGCCUUUUAUCCCCUUUCCAGGAACCAUAACACCAUUAGGACAUGGAGACAAGAUCCUGUGUUCUGGAACUCCACCUUUAACAAUUAUUCCAGAGAAGUUCUCCAGAUAAGAUACAGUCUGCUGCCUUACUUCUAUACACUGAUGCACAAUGCUCAUGUCAAGGGCAGCACUGUUAUACGGCCUCUUCUGAAUGAGUUCACAGAUGACAAUAACACGUGGGUUGUAGAUGAUCAGUUCAUGUUGGGUCCAGCCAUCUUGAUCAGUCCUGUGCUGCAAAAUGACACUUUUGAGAUACAAGCUUAUUUCCCCAGAUCCCGCUGGUUUGACUAUUAUACGGGGACUAUUAUUGAAUCUGCUGGUGAGAGGAUACUCUUAACCACUACUCUUGAUAUUAUAAGCCUUCAUAUAAGAGCUGGCUACAUUCUGCCUUGGCAAGAGCCUGCAAUGAACACUCAUUUAAGCCGACAACAAUUUAUGGGAUUGACUAUCGCUUUGGAUGAAAAGGGGAAAGCUGAAGGUGAAUUGUUCUGGGAUGAUGGACAAAGCAUUAAUGCUUAUGAAAAUGGAAAGUAUUUCUUGGCAAAAUUCAAAACAGAAUCGAAUAAACUACAAAUCUUGACCAUUCACAAUAAUUAUUUAAGUGAUUUGAAUCCACUGAAAUUUGGACAUAUUAAAAUCUGGGGUGUACAGCCUACUUUAGUGACACAGGUUACUUUUACCUAUAAAAAUCAACAACUUAUAGAGACAAAUUUCCAAAGUGAUCCUAACAAAAAGGAACUAGUAAUUCAAUUAACUGAUAAGAAUAUCAGUCUGGAAAAGUUAACUGAAGUUGCAUGGUUUCAUGGUGGUGGCCCUCCAGUCUUUACUACAUCUAUGACAAGUACCAUCUCGACAAGCUCUCUCUAUUUCACUCCAUCUACUACUGAAGAUUACACAUUUGAGACAAUACUCACUAGUUUUGCUAGUCAAACUACAAGCACUGUCAGCACUGGAACUCCAUCUACCACAACCAGGGUUUCCCCAGCAAGUACUACUGAAGCUAAAUCUACUCCAACUGCUAGUAACAUAACAACUACUGAUACUGUAGUUACUUUAACCCCAACAGCAAUUACUGAUAAAACUAAUGUUACUAUUUCUGUCACAAAUACCACUGUGUCUACAACUAGUGCAAUUCCUACUAGUAUAAUUAAUACUGUCACUACAAUUAAUACAACUACUAAUACUACUAUAGCUAUUGAAGACACAAAUACUUUCUCCUCAACAAUGAUUACUGGUAGUACUAGUGCUACAACCCCUAUCAUGAUUACCCCUUUCCCAUCAGGUUCUACUGUAGCUGUAGUUAGUACAACAAUGAAUGACACUACUACAAACACUACUAUACGUUCCACUACAGACACCAUUGCUAGCACUACUGUUCCUAAUACCACUGUAGCUAUUACAUAUCCUACCCCUACAGACAUUAUUGCUAGCACUAAUACUACUCUUCCUAAGACAACCAUUUCUUUUACAAGUAACACUACUAAUUCUACCCUUACAGACACUAUUGCUAGCACUAAUACGACUCUUCCUAUGACAACCACUUCUUUUACAAGUGCCACUACUACCCAUACCCCUAAUAACACUAUUACUAGCACUAAUACUACUCUUCCUAUGACAACCACUGCUUUUACAACAAGUGCCACUACUACCCAUACCUCUAAUGACACUAUUACUAGCACUAAUACUACUCUUCCUAUGACAACCAUUUCUUUUACAAAUGCCACUACUACCCAUACCCCUAAUGGCACUAUUACUAGCACUAAUACUACUCUUCCUAUGACAACCACUUCUUUUACAAAUGCCACUACUACCCAUACCCCUAAUGGCACUAUUACUAGCACUAAUACUACUCUUCCUAUGACAACCACUUCUUUUACAAAUGCCACUACUACCCAUACCCCUAAUGGCACUAUUACUAGCACUAAUACUACUCUUCCUAUGACAACCACUUCUUUUACAAAUGCCACUACUACCCAUACCCCUAAUGGCACUAUUACUAGCACUAAUACUACUCUUCCUAUGACAACCAUUUCUUUUACAAAUGCCACUACUACCCAUACCCCUAAUGGCACUAUUACUAGCACUAAUACUACUUUUCCUAUGACAACCAUUUCUUUUACAAAUGCCACUACUACCCAUACCCCUAAUGGCACUAUUACUAGCACUAAUACUACUCUUCCUAUGACAACCACUUCUUUUACAAAUGCCACUACUACCCAUACCCCUAAUGGCACUAUUACUAGCACUAAUACUACUCUUCCUAUGACAACCAUUUCUUUUACAAAUGCCACUACUACCCAUACCCCUAAUGGCACUAUUACUAGCACUAAUACUACUUUUCCUAUGACAACCACUUCUUUUACAAAUGCCACUACUACCCGUACCCCUAAUGACAUUAUUACUGGCACUAAUACUACUCUUCCUAUGACAACCACUACUUUUACAAGUGCCACUACGACCCAUACCCCUGAAGACACUAUUACUAGCACUAAUACUACUCUUCCUAUGAUAACCACUUCUUUUGCAACAAAUACUACUGAAGAUACAACUAAAACUAAUGUUACUUAA